AACUAAUCACUUAAAUUUUGACUUGAAAUUGAGUUUUUUUUAAUUAUUUAAAACAUUUUUCUGGAAGGAUGACCCCCUGCGCGGUCCGGGUUUCGAACGGGUGUAAAAGUUAUUCUGCAGGAGAACCCGUCCUGAAAGAUAUGUUUAUGCAGGUCGAACAUGGAAAGAUUUAUGGACUCUUAGGCGAGAGCGGUUGUGGAAAGACGACACUUUUGAAAUGUAUCAUGGGUCAAAUUGCCCUGGAUUCGGGCCAUAUUUCCGUCCUAGAAAGGGAUGCCUGUAGAUCGAGAGAGGAACUUCUUACCUCGAUUGGACACAUGCCCCAGGAAGUUGCCCUGUAUCCGUUAAGAAUUAGGGAAAUAUUCGAAUACUUUGGAACACUUCAAGGCCUUAGUAAGAUCGAGGUAGGGGUCAGAAUUCGGGAAUUGAGUACCGUUCUGAAUUUGGAGGAUGGGAAUCUCUCCGUCAAAACGUUAAGCGGCGGACAGCUUCGUCGUGUCUCGCUUGCUGUCGCGUUGUUAAAUCGCCCCAGACUUUUGAUCCUGGACGAGCCUACGACGGGAAUUGAUCCCUUGUUAAGAUUGGGUAUUUGGGACUAUAUUGGUGGUCUGGUAGUCACGUUGGGAACAACGGUCAUUGUCACGACGCAUUAUGCUGAAGAGGCGAGGAAAUGUGAUAAGAUCGGCAUAAUGCGGAGGGGUCGCUUAAUUUGCGAAGAUAAUCCCAACAAUCUCCUGGAGUCGUACGGCACUCCGAUUUUAGAAGUCGUGCUGAAAUCCCUUGCCAGAAUGGACGAGGAGAAAAAAUUACAGUCCAUCGAUAAUCAUUCUACACUAGCUAAAAUAUCAAGAUACAAGUAUCCCUUGGCAGGACUGGAAUCCGAUAAGUGUAGCCCAUUAUCUUUCCGUUUUAAGGAAAAAGACGAAACUGAAGCCUCGCUAGAAAAUAUUUUUAUUGAGAAGGCGGAAACUCCAAAGAAGUCAAAAAUUGUUGAGGAGUUUGAAAAAGUUAGAAUUCUAACGAAACGGAAUUAUCUUCUUCACCUGCGCACACCGGAGGUUUUGGCUACAUUCUUGCUCCUGCCGGUUAUCCAGGUCAUAGCAAUCUUUUACAUUUUUGGCAGAGAUCCUGUCGGAAUGAGGUUGGCUGUGUAUAACCAAGAAAGAAAUUGUUUCGGUGGAAAGAAUAAUAUGAAUUAUAGUCUAUUGGGGGAUAAUUGGACGAUAUGGGGUUGUGCUUUUCUUAAGGAACUUGAAGAAGGGGCGGGAAAAUUUAAUUUGAAAUAUUAUAGGUCAGGCACCUCAGCUUUGGCUGCUGUCGAAACUGGUGGAGCAAUAGGGGCUGUUGAAAUUCCCGCAAAUUUCACAGUCAGUACUAGGCACAGAUUUGUUUUUGACAGAUUCACCCCAGAAAUUGAUUUGCGGCAGAGUACGAUUAAAGUUCGGAUGGAUAUGACGAAUACGAUAAACACCAAUUUCGUGAUCAGCAUGAUUCAACUAAGUUAUAUGAGAUUCCUUCAAGGGAUCGUUAAUGAGACAAGAAUAGAAAUUAAUCCUAACCUUCUCAAAUUACCAUUUACUUUCAACAGAAAACUGGAUCCACACGAAUUUACAUUUCAAGAAUAUAUCCUUCCAGCCAAUGUAAUUUUGACAACCUUUUUUCUCUCAAUGUCUGCCGGCAUUUUCCUCUCGACGGAGAAAGAACAAGGGACGUUGGCCCGUUCGCUGGCGGCAGGAGUGAAAAUGCGGCAAGUCUACAUUUCCUAUUUUAUUUCUGAAACGUCCAUGACUAUUUUGCAAGUCGGGGCCAUAUUUGCGGUUCAAUUCGCCCUGGUCGGAUACGGGGUUAGGGGAAAUUUAGGAACGUGCUUUGUCAUGGCGCUACUAUCCAGUGUUGUCACGAUGUCGUUAGCAAUGCUGGCCGCCUCUAUUUUUUCAAAGUUAAGGGAAACGAUUGUUACCAUAAUAUUUUUCAUCUUGAUAUGCGGCAUACCUUCAGGAUCCUUCUGGCCGCUGGAAGCUGUCAAUGCACACUUCCGCUGGAUGUUCUACUAUUUGAAUCCAAUCUCACUGCCGAUGGUGGCGAUGAGACGAGUGUUCAAUAAUGGGUGGGGUUUGGGGCAUUUAGUUGUGAGGGUGGCUUUCUUAACGCCGAUUGCUUGGUUGGUUCUUAUUUCGUGUGGAUAUUGUGUUGUCGGUAGGAUACAGAGGGUUAAGUAGAGGCCAAUUUCUUGAAAAUGAUGGGACAAUGGGCGGCACAUCUUUUAAAAUUGACUUACCUUUUGAUUUUUGAUUAAUUUAAUUAAAAAAAUUUGUAUAUGGAUGGUAAAUAUGAGGUAAUAUUUCAAUACUUAUUCAACCCGAGAAUAUUUUGGGAUUUCUCGUGAGAAUAAAUCAGUCGAUGAUAACCCUG
Messenger RNA from Folsomia candida, 2412 nucleotides. RefSeq names its product ABC transporter G family member 23. The record is from RefSeq and is a predicted model, not a curated record. Lineage: Eukaryota; Metazoa; Arthropoda; Collembola; Entomobryomorpha; Isotomidae. Gene Ontology annotation, cellular component: membrane. The coding region runs from base 69 to 2219 and encodes 716 amino acids. Gene Ontology annotation, molecular function: ABC-type transporter activity; ATP hydrolysis activity; ATP binding. The transcript is spliced from 14 exons.